AUGGCGAAAUUGUUGAACGGCGUGAAAGUCGUUGAACUCUCCGGUUUGGCGCCAGUGCCACAUUGUGGCCUUGUAUUAGCGGAUUUCGGCGCUCAGGUAACCGUCGUCGAAAAGAAAGAGUUUCAAACAAUCGAGCAGCGUCUCAAUCGUGGAAAGGAUCUUGUAUUGCUGGAUCUUAAAGAUCCCACCGACUUGAAAAAAGUUCAAGAUAUGUGCAAAGUCUCCGAUGUUCUUUUAGAUCCUUAUCGCCCAGGAAUAUUGGAAAAAAUUGGACUCGACCCUUUAAAGCUUCUUCAACAAAAUGAGCGACUAAUAAUAUGUCGAAUCACCGGAUAUGGUCAAACUGGAAGGAUGAGAAGUGAAGCCGGACAUGAUAUCAAUUAUGUCUCACUAAGUGGAAUGCUUCCAAUCUUUUCUGGAGCUGAAUCAAGUCGUCCAUGGCCACCAGUUAAUAUGUUGGCUGAUUUUGCGGGCGGAGGUCUUACAGCGGCCUUUGGCAUUGUUUCAGCUCUUCAUGCCAGAUCUCAAAACGGUGGAAAAGGAUGCGUUAUAGACUGCUCGAUGACUGAGGGGAUCUCCUAUUUGGGAGCGUUUGUGCAACAUUAUUACGAUCAGUCUCACAUGUUUACGGACAAAUAUGGAAUUUUUACUGGAGAGUGUCCGUUGUACAGAACUUAUAAAACGAAAGAUGACAAGUUUAUUGCCGUUGGAGCAUUGGAGCCGAAAUUCCAUCAAAAUAUGUUCCGAGUUCUUGGCUUUGAUGGAAGUGACAUUUUUGAUGAUCCGGAAAAAUUGGUCAGACAAAUGGAGCAAAUAUUUUUGACUAGAACUCGUGAUGAAUGGUGGCAGAUUUUUGAAGGUAAAGACUGCUGCGUGACACCAGUGCUUAAUAUGGAUGAGGUUGGCGAAUUCGGUCUGCACAAGGAUCGCAGAAGCUUCCAAAAAUCCGAAGUUUAUGGUGGAACCUGGAUCGCCAAACCAGCGCCGCGCAUUUUAACAAUUGACGAUUUGAGAUCGAAAUCGUCAAAGUUAUAA
Messenger RNA from Caenorhabditis bovis, 1035 nucleotides. The record is from the annotation of a GenBank genome assembly. Lineage: Eukaryota; Metazoa; Nematoda; Chromadorea; Rhabditida; Rhabditidae.